CUCUCGGUCGUUGUAUCGUAGACUACCAAGAUGGCGCCGCCCAUGUAUUGCACCACUUUACCUGCGGCAACAUAUUUGUCAUCCUUUAGUUGCAAAGAUGGCCUCAACAGAUGAAGACUGGGAUUAUUCUAGUGAAAGUGAGGACGAAAUGCCGAAGGACGGCAGGAAGGGGAGAAAGCGGCAGGGACUACUUCAAACGUCAGAUCUCAAACUGCAGGAUUUUGCAGAUUGUUCCAUGCCCCAGUCAUGUUCUCGGGUCAAGAAGUCUGUGGUCAGUGCAACAGCACCAGCUGCACUACCAAAGGCUUCAAGUGGACAAAAGUUUGUGGAAAAGGAGGAAGAGGAGCUGAACUGGUUUGAAAAAGAGCUGGAAGACUUUGUUAUUGAUGACCAAGCUCAAGGGGGAGAAGAGGAAGAGGAUGUAGCCAUUGCCAACAAGAAACCCGAAGGAAAGAAGAAGAAAGUCAAGAAAGAAGAAGACAAGACUGGAUAUGUCUACCCACUGGAUUUUUGGUACAUUUUGUCCUCCUACAUAGACCCGGAAGACAUUGGGCGGUUCUCGGGACUGUGCAAGGCUUCUCACUCAGUCACUCAGCUGGCUGGCUUCUGGAGGAAACUGUACCACAGAUAUUAUGCAGGUCGUGCAGAUCCUCUCCCAGAGUUCCUGAGGCCGUCGGCCAUGGAGAAACUCCACGGUUUGCGGGCUCGGGUGAUUCGCACAAUGUUCCGCAUCUAUCCUCCUCUGGCGGCCCGUGUGGCCAGCAAGGGUCCCAUGGAGGAUGAGCCACAUGAUCUCAAAGGUCACCGCUGUCUCCUGGCCUGGCACCAGCCGGCCACCAAAGGGUGGCAAUUUUGCUUCAAGUUCCAGAAACCUUCUCUACAGGCCCUCAGCAGUCGUCCAGUCAGCAAAGAGGAUGUUUAUAACGGUUAUGACGAUUUAUUUUAUCACCCGGACGAAGGAUGCUCUGUCCUACAAGUGACCUGCUGCCAUUUUUCCUCCGUUGCUUCCGUCAUGGGACUUUUACUUAAUCAGGUUUACGUCACCCUCAGCUCCGGCUUCCGCUACCACCGGCUGCGUCUGCACUUUGACUCCCGAGUCAACGCCUGCCACAACGCGCCGUCGGACGUGGUGGUUGUCCUGGACGAUGUGCUGGCUAUCAGAGUGAUGCAGUGGUGGCACCCCAACUACCCCUUCACUUCUUGACCUUAGGGAUUCGUGCUAUUUGAUCGUUUAUUGUUAUAUCCCCUUGUUGUUGGUUAAUUUAUUAUAUUCCUUUGUUUUCGUAUUCUUAAAUAGGUAUUGGAAUUUAAAUUCUUUUCAAAAUUUUUUGCUCUUUGGCGUAUCGACUGCUCCUUUUAAGACUCGGUUGUCAUCAGAACUACCCUUCUCCCUCCGAGACCUAACUUCGACAACACACUCUACGGAACAUUACAGCAACUGCAUCAAACCUGCACUUAUCACUACAUG
This is a messenger RNA of Aplysia californica (California sea hare), 1468 nucleotides long. RefSeq names its product transmembrane protein 183. NCBI's taxonomy places the organism in Eukaryota, Metazoa, Mollusca, Gastropoda, Aplysiida, Aplysiidae. Gene Ontology annotation, biological process: regulation of protein stability. The record is from RefSeq and is a predicted model, not a curated record. Gene Ontology annotation, cellular component: SCF ubiquitin ligase complex. The transcript has 8 exons. The coding region runs from base 98 to 1204 and encodes 368 amino acids.